This is a messenger RNA of Raphanus sativus (radish), 1305 nucleotides long. RefSeq lists its product as uncharacterized. Bases 192 to 1154 code for a protein of 320 amino acids. Lineage: Eukaryota; Viridiplantae; Streptophyta; Magnoliopsida; Brassicales; Brassicaceae. The record is from RefSeq and is a predicted model, not a curated record. The transcript has a single exon.
AUAUAACACGAUUUAGUUUCCCUCUUAUUCACUUCGUCGUAUGAUAGAAAAUCACUGUUUCCAAUUAACGUAGCUUUCCAUAAUCAUUCACUCAAUUUUGUAUUUAAUUUUGUCAAGACAUUAGAUUUGAUUCUCUCAUCCUUAUAAAUAAAUAAUACAUCUCUUGACUAGUUUCAGCUUAAUACAAAAAGAUGAAUCAUCGUCUCCCCGGGAUAAUCAGCCCUCUCAGUCACAUUACUUCCGAUCCUAUUCGAUCCUCUGUUAAGCCUCCGUUACCGGUUUACUCCAAAACCACAAUAAACCAUUUGAAAUCUCUACCCGGUCUCGAUCUUUCGCCCGGGCUCACCAACCAAGAGAUCUCAGCCGUUGAAUCUUCUAUCGGUUUCUCAUUUCCCCUUGAUCUCCGUUCGAUUCUUCAGACGGGUCUUCCGGUGGGUACCAAGUUCCCCGAUUGGCGAUCCGGGUCGACCCGGAAUAACCUCCUUCUCCUCUUCAAUCUCCCUCUUCUUCAUGUAUCCAAACUCGUCGUCAGAAACGGAUUCUGGGUCGAUUCUUGGGGAACCCGACCCGGAUCCGACGCGGAGGCUCUGUCGCUCGUUAACAAGUUCAUGGAGUUCGCUCCGGUUCUCGUACCCGUCUACGAGAACUUCUACGUCCCUUCGACGACCCCGAAUUUGGCGGGAAAUCCUGUGUUUCGAAUCGACGGCGACGGAGUCACGGCUCUGAGCUGCGACGUCGCCGGGUUUCUCCAAGGGCUGAACGGAUCGGACGAUAUUCGGGAUUCCGGCGAUUCGCGACGGCGACCCCGUCGAGUGGAGUUCUGGACCGACGUGGCGGAGAGAGGGAGGAUGACGGUGGCGCGUGGUCCCACGCGCGGAUGGUGGAGCGGUUUGAGUUGUUGUGAUGAGAGGAUGAGGGCGUGUUUGGACGACGUGUUUUGGAAGCUGAGAGUGGCGGGAUGGAGAGAAGAUGAAGUUCGCGAGAUGAUGAUGAUGGACGGAGGAGAUGGAGACACGUGUACGAAAGCGUUCUCUUCGACGACGGUGCAUGGGAUGAACGAUGUAGGUGGCGACACGUGUACGGAGGGUGAAGAUUAUCGGAAAGACGGAGAGGUAACGACGUUGAGGCAUCUGCUGUGGUCUCAUGAGGCGUGAGCUUAUUAUAUAAACCGUUGGACUAGCUAAAAGUUGAUAAGUUAGUUAUGUAAAUGACUAAUGUUGUCUAUGGUUUAGAUGAAAAUGAGUUUUAUUUUGAGAUAGGUCGAGUUUGACUUUGUAAUGAGAAAUUGGUUAUUGAUGGUGUAAA